This is a messenger RNA of Lathyrus oleraceus (garden pea), 1209 nucleotides long. RefSeq lists its product as uncharacterized. The record is from RefSeq and is a predicted model, not a curated record. The coding region runs from base 1 to 1209 and encodes 402 amino acids. The transcript has a single exon. Lineage: Eukaryota; Viridiplantae; Streptophyta; Magnoliopsida; Fabales; Fabaceae.
AUGUCACAACAUCAAACUACUUCUGAUUCAAAAACUACUAAGUCUACUCGCAAGGUUAGCGCUCCUUCCAUGGACAUUCGCGAUGAUGAGAUUCUGGAUGUGGUUCCUCUAUCAGUUAUUCCCUGCGAGGCCCUUGAUUUAAACCAUCCCAUAGAUGCCUCAUCUUCUACAUGCCCAAAUCAAGGUAACAUCUCUAGUAUCCCUUAUGUCUCAACUCAUGCCACUAACUCUAAGGAAGAUAUACACCACACUGAUCACGUCAUAAGAAACUUAGUCACUAGAAUCCUUAAUGAAGGACAUUUUGUUAAGGGAGUCUCUACUCCCCUAUCUAAAAUGUACCCCUUUCUUGAGGUUGAACAACAUAGUGAGAAGAAUGACGAUUCCUCCAGUUCUGAGAAGGACAUGGUUGCUGAAGGUUUAUGCUCCCUAGGGCAAACUGUGUAUGGUAAAGGAAAAUCUGUGGCAUCUAAAACUGCCAAUGCUUUCCACUCUGAGAAGCACGAUGAUGCAAAUGAUGUGAUUGACCUAGAGGAUGAUAGGUCUGAUGAUCAAGAGGAUAAUUUACUUCAUCACCUAAAGCCAAGUGUGGCUAAACGUAUGGAGACUCAAAAAGGAAGAUCUGUGGCUAAACUUAUGUCAGCGAGAAAAACUAAGAAGACUGCUGGUAUUGGUCCCUCCAAAUCUUGGAGCAAGGUUGAAGUGAAGAAGAGGAAGGUUAGAGAAGACUAUGAGUCUGAAGAGGAUGUUGAGGAAGAUGUCCCUGGCAUCUCCCCUGUGAAGAAAACCACUGUGAGGAAGUUCCCUGGUAAAGUUGAUGAUGUGCAUCUGGAUAAUAUCUCUUUCCAUCUUGAGGAUGGAGCUAUCAAAUGGAAAUUUGUGAAUCAAAGAAUGGUGGUUGUGGAAAGGGAGUUAGGAAAGGAUGUUGUUAAAGUCAAGGAGGUCAUGGACCUGAUAAAGGCUGCUGGAUUGUUGAAGACUAUGGCUGGAUUCUCUCAGUGCUAUGAGGGUUUAGUUAAGGAAUUCAUUGUCAACAUUCCUGAGGAUAUUACUGAUAAGAACAACAAGGAAUUUUGCAAAGUGUUUGUGAGAGGUAAGUGUAUCACAUUCUCUCCCACUGUUAUUAACAAUUUUCUGGGAAGAAGAGUUGAGGGUGAAGGUGAAUUGGAAGCUACAAACAAUGAGGUAUGUAGAGAAAUUACAACAAUGUAG